Messenger RNA from Verticillium dahliae VdLs.17, 741 nucleotides. RefSeq lists its product as uncharacterized. The coding region runs from base 1 to 741 and encodes 246 amino acids. The record is from RefSeq and is a predicted model, not a curated record. The transcript has 3 exons. Lineage: Eukaryota; Fungi; Ascomycota; Sordariomycetes; Glomerellales; Plectosphaerellaceae.
AUGGCCUGCACGCCGCCGCCUCCUGUCGUUGUCGAGCCGCCUCCGCCUCCUCCGCCCGUCAUCUGCGAGCCCCUACCGCCACCGCCGCCACCAGUGUGCCCCCCCUCCCCAGAGCCCGGCAUCGAAGUCAUAGCCGUCGACGUCGACCCUGUCGAGAAGAAGCGCCGCCGUCGCAGGUCCCACUCGCGCCACAGCGGGAGUCACUCGCGCGAAGUCUACAUUGAGCGCGAGAAGAUUGUUCCCGUCCGCGUGCCCGUCCCCGUUCCACAGCCGCAACAGCCCGAAUACGAAACAUUUCGCUACGUCGACGCGCCGAGGCGGUCGCCGCCUCGGAUCAUGCCUGCGCCGCCGAGAGAAGAGCGCGAAGAGGACCGCAUGCGCAUCAUGAUUCACGACAGGCGGCGUGAGAGAGAAUACGUCGACGAUGGGUAUCAGGGCAGUGGGAGCGACCGUGGCUGUCAAGUGUCGCGCUCGUCAUCCGCCUGUCUCGCAAUCCGUCGCAGCGGCACGCCCUCCUCAACCCUCAGCAUUCGCCCCAGUCCAUCUCUAUUGUCCACGAGCCUCACCAUCCUCUCCCUUGUCGUGUCUUCCAUACGCGACAUGUCCAUCAUCACCGCCACUUUGCUCUCUGGGAGUUCCAGACUCUGGGAGCACCACCGGCACCUGCACGUUCUGCCACCGCGUCUCCCGCCUCGUGCGCCACGCCACGACAAUGCAGAAGACGGCUCUGAGAAGGAGUAG